AUGGCCACCACACCAGCUGGCCGCAUGCUGUCUCGCCAGCUUCAAUACAUGCAAUCGGAUAAGGAUCUACCAGGGAUUAGUUGCGGUCUCGUGGAUAGCAAUGUGUUUGAGUGGGAGGUCAUGCUCAUGAUCUCUGACGAUGUCAAGCUCUAUGGCGGCGGUUUUUUUCGUGCUCGGCUCUCCUUCCCCUCUGAGUAUCCUCACAUGCCACCGAAAAUGAAGUUCGAGCCACCUCUAUUCCACCCUAACAUCUACCCCAAUGGCGAAGUCUGCAUCUCAAUCCUCCACCCUCCCGAGGAAGACAAAUACGGCUACGAAUCUGCCGCAGAGCGCUGGUCACCCGUCCAAACGCCCGAGACUAUCCUCCUGUCCGUCAUUUCAAUGCUCUCUAGCCCGAACGACGAGAGUGCUGCCAACGUCGAGGCUGCCCGUCUGUGGAGAGACGACCCCAAGGAGUUCAAGAAGCGUGUCCGCAAGUGCGUCCGCGAGAGCCUUGGGGAGGAGUAACUUUUCUACGGAUUAAUGUCGCCUUAAAUACGUCCACCUUUUUUUCUUUGUUUCUUCUCUCUAUCCGGAAUCUCGAUCUGUUUUUCUGGGGUCAUACAACGCACAGGUGUUGGGAGUUCUUCGAGUUGAUGGCCCUUUUUAUUUACUUACCUACUUGUUUCUCCUUCACCGUUCCUGGACUCCACUUUCAGUAUAGACGAUUCAAGUCAACCCGGUCCUUUACCUAUCGGGUUGUUUUGGCCUCUUUUGGAAUUAUCAUACGUCCUUGGUUGGUCCUUUUGGGCAUCAUAUCAUGGUGGAAUGGUUUUAUUUCUUGUUCUUCGUUUUGCGCUGCAUAUCAUCUUAGCACAGCUUGCCUAGGUAUAUAUUUAGCAUCGAGUUCUGGGUUAAUGGUCAAUGAAGAAUAUAUUCAAUUAUGGAUCGU
Aspergillus versicolor CBS 583.65 is the source of this 931-nucleotide messenger RNA. Its product is annotated as putative ubiquitin conjugating enzyme. The transcript is spliced from 3 exons. NCBI's taxonomy places the organism in Eukaryota, Fungi, Ascomycota, Eurotiomycetes, Eurotiales, Aspergillaceae. Bases 1 to 507 code for a protein of 168 amino acids. Gene Ontology annotation, cellular component: endoplasmic reticulum; cytosol. The record is from RefSeq and is a predicted model, not a curated record.